Molecule: messenger RNA, 991 nt
Organism: Paramecium octaurelia
Lineage: Eukaryota; Ciliophora; Oligohymenophorea; Peniculida; Parameciidae
Source: the annotation of a GenBank genome assembly
AUGUUUAAAUUUAGCAGGCUUAAGUUUUUAAAGAGCCUUGAUAUUCUUUAAGAAGACAAUCCAAUACUAAAGAAACAUUACCCAGUUAUGCACAAGGAAAUAUUAGAAAGGGUCUUGGCUUUUUAAAAAAAGACGCUUAAAAAUAGUAUCGAUAUGGUGGAUUGCACAAUAGGGACGGGAGCUCAUAGUCAGAUUCUAUUAGAACAUGUUAAAAAUCUUAAAAUGUAAGCAAUAAUCAUAUCUAGAUUAGGAUUGGACAUUGAUGAAAGGAUGAUAAAAAAUUUACCACAGAAUAUCACUGCUAAAUAGGAUAAUUUUAUUAAUUUUUAUAAGCACAGAACAUUGAGUGAUACCAAAUAUUUUGAUAUAAUAUUUGCUGAUCUUGGAUAUAACAUGUAAGAUACUUGAAUUUAUUUGGCAGAAAUUAGGUUUACGAUGAAUCUUAUGGUCUUAGUUACAAAAAGAAUUCUCUACUUGACAUGCGAUAUUCACAAUCCAUUUAAUAUACUGCUGCUGAUCUGCUCAAUAAUCGAUCACAAUAAGAGUUAAGAGAAAUCUUUUAUAAUUAUGGUAAUAUACACAAGGCGAAUCAAUUAGCCAAGAUUAUUAUUGAUAAUAGAUAAGUAAAAUUAUAUAAAUAAAAAAGAAAGAAAAGUUUGAAAGGGCUAAUCAAAUGAUAGAUAUUUUGAAUGAAUUAUCAAUGGGUGAUUAGAUUAUGAAGACUUUUCAGGCAUUGAGAAUAGCUGUCAAUCAAGAAAUUAAUAAUCUUAAUUUAUUUCUAGAAAAAGUAUAAAGCUAACAAAUAGUUGAUAAAUAAUUAAUUUUAAUAAUCACUUUCCAUUCAUUAGAAGCUGAAUCUGUCUAAAAAUUUAUCAUGAAAUUUAAAAAGUAAUUUUCCAUGAAAACUAUUAAACCUUCAGAAGAUGAAAUAAAAGAAAAUCCUCGUUCCAGAUCUGCUUUGUUGUUUGAAAUAAUUAAUAAGAGUAUUUGA